Messenger RNA from Moneuplotes crassus, 1521 nucleotides. The record is from the annotation of a GenBank genome assembly. NCBI's taxonomy places the organism in Eukaryota, Ciliophora, Spirotrichea, Euplotida, Euplotidae.
AUGUUAAAUUACUUGCUUGGCUGAUGCACUAAUAGGUUUAAAGAGCCAGAAGAGCCCAAAGAUAUCAAAGAUACUCGCUAUAAGUUCUUCUCUGUUUUUGAGAAGUGAGAUAAUUCACUCAGAUUCAGACAGUUUAGUAAAGAACUAAAUCUGAAGAUUAUGGUCAGGAAGAUCAGACUUGCUUCUCACAAAGGUUCGAUUAGUUACAGAAAUAUGAAGGGAAUUGUUGAAGAAUGAACUGUCGGUGAAGAUCAUUGCAUGAUACCAAAGAGUACCAAGAAUAUUCUACAGUUUUUAAGUCUCAGCUAUUUUACUCUGAGCAGAAAUUAUGAUUCUGAAAGCUUAAAGCUAUUAGAUACACCGAAAGUAGUCUUAUUCUUAAUACUUUAUUGUCAUGAAAGCAAACUUCAUAAAAUUUCUUGAUUUAUGGACCUCAUUCAAGGUGAGCCCAAGAUAGAUGAAAGCUAUUCUAGAGAUUGCACUGAGAAAGAUAUCUCUUUUAAUGAGAACGUAGGUGAUGCUCAAUACCACAAGGAUGACCCAUUUAUCUUAGAAAUUCUAUCUUUGAUCUUCUCUAAUGCAAUUCUCCCUUUCAUAUCAAGCUGAAAUGUUGAAUAUGACGAUGAUUUUGAACGCUUCGAGCUAUUUUGCACUACAAACAUCAGAAUUUUCUUUGAUUUUGCUCGAUUUAUUUGAAAAUAAUUAUCUGUUUAAGAACAACAAAGAAUCAGAAAGAAAGAUUCAAAAACUAACUAAAAGAGAGUUUCAGAAAAGAAUUGAUGAUCAUUUUAACUUAAUUUUUAACCCAAAACAAAUAAGAAUAAAAUUCAUGAUGUUUGUUAAUAGACACCAGGACAGAGCUCUUAGUAGAAUUUCUGAGAGACAACCAGCAUUUAAAAGAGUGGAUAGUUCUGAUAUAUUGAACAAUGAGGUUUAUAAAACCAAUAAUGAUCACCAAGAGCAUCUCAAGGCACAUAUUGGGCUCACCAAAAGUAGCAAGGACCUUUCCAGAAUCCUCUCUUCUCAAGAUAACUACAUUAUGUUUACUGAAAGUGACGUAUUUCAAGACAUUAAUCAAGAGAUUCAGAUUGAUGUAGACUCUCCUAGCCCAAUUCGGCCAAGCAUGUAUAAUAAGAUCGAUAAGAAUGAUUAUGAACAGAAAAAUUACAAGAUAAAUGAUGAAGAAGAUAAACAAUCAGAUGAUCUGGACAUGAAUUACACAGAGUUCAAAUCGGAUGAAUCAUUUAACAUUCAGAGGAAAUCUAACAUUUCGAUUGAUCUUGAUCAAAGCCCUUCUCCGAUUGUUAAUCCCAAGAAGGCUCAAAAAUUACAUAAAUAAUGAGGAAGCAGCUAGCAUUCACAUUGGUUGCGAAAAUCAUUGUGAGAAGUAUAUAGUUAAUGGCCAGCAAAUGUGUAAAAUUGAUGGUGGUAAAAUCCUGGAAUCAGAAGAUCAAGCCCAGUUAGAAGUACACGACUACGGUAAAAACAACAAAUUAUCAAAUGUUACCCAUUAAAAUUUUG